This is a messenger RNA of Meira miltonrushii, 1300 nucleotides long. RefSeq names its product Yip1-domain-containing protein. NCBI's taxonomy places the organism in Eukaryota, Fungi, Basidiomycota, Exobasidiomycetes, Exobasidiales, Brachybasidiaceae. The transcript has a single exon. Bases 153 to 1007 code for a protein of 284 amino acids. The record is from RefSeq and is a predicted model, not a curated record. Gene Ontology annotation, biological process: vesicle fusion with Golgi apparatus; endoplasmic reticulum to Golgi vesicle-mediated transport. Gene Ontology annotation, cellular component: trans-Golgi network.
GGCGGGGGCUGUGUCCAAAACGGAAGGUUCCACGUGCAUUUCGAUUGCCAGUGAGCUUAAAAUCGCGCACAGACUACAAGGCAAGCAAGCUUCCUUCUUCCAAUGUAUGCUCGACCGUCCAUCAUCAUCAUUCUCAAACAUACCUACACAAGAUGUCUGCCAUCUUUGAUCAACAUAACCCAUACGGACAACAAGGUGGCUACGGUGGCGGUCAAGGAUCUUCUUCGGGAGGAGGGGCAAACAAUUUACAAUUCUACUCCGGAUCAGGAGGACAAUAUGAUGGAUAUGGAGGAAGUGGUGGUUUAGGAGGAGCGGGAUCAGGAGGAGGAAGAAGUUCAUUAGAAGGCAAUAUGACAAGCGGAGGUUACGGUAGCUCAGCCGCAGAUCGAAGCUUGAUGAACAGUCAAAUGGGAUUUUGGAGCGCAUUCGGAACAGGUGGUUUUCCCGAUGAACCAAGUUUGAUGGAGGAAUUGGGCGUAAAUCUACCACAUAUCCUUGACAAAAGCUUGACUGUGCUCAAUCCGCUUCACAGCUAUUCUGCACAUCAUGCCCACGAUGCCCACAUGAUGGACGAUACAGAUCUUGCAGGUCCUUUAUUGUUCUGUUUUGCAUUCGGAAUGAUGUUGCUUUUAGCCGGCAAAUCGCAAUUUGGAUACAUUUAUGGAGUUGCUUUAAUCGGAGAUUUCUCCAUCUACCUUUUGCUGAACAUGAUGUCGGACAAAGGCAUAGAUGCUUAUCGUGUUGCAAGUGUGUUGGGAUAUUGCAUUUUGCCCUUGACAUUAUUGAGCUUUAUUUCAAUCUUUGUUACCCUUGAUGGGUACCUUGGAUACGUUGCAGCUCCGAUCUUUAUCCUAUGGUGUUCUUCAAGUGCUUCGGGUAUAUUUGUCAGUAUUCUAGGAUUGAGCGAGCAAAGAUUUUUGAUCGCUUAUCCGCUUGGACUGCUUUACAGUUCCUUUGCUAUCCUUAGCAUUUUCGAUUUCAGUGGUGCCGCUGUCAAGAGGAUUUAAAAGAUGCAAUCCAUCAUACAAACUCCUUGACCUUUAUUCACACAUAUGCAAUUUGUACAAAUAGACACCAUAAUGAUCUGCAUGAAUUAAGAAUCCUCAUCCGAGCAGCUUCUGGACUGCCAUGUUUUCCAAGAUGUAAUCCAGAGUGUGUUGGUGUAUAAGAGCAAAUUGGCUACGUGGCUAAUUUCAGUGCUGCACAGAUGAUCAGCUCUCUGAAAUUGAAAGGUAAGUAAGAUGGCAGCAACCAACUUGAUGAGAUAAUUCUAUUGUUACGUUUUGUAGUCUCCAGGCAC